AUGGCGACAACAAAAACUUCCGAAGAAAGUGUUAAUAUAGAUGAUUUUGAUGCACUUUUAGCAGCGCUUAGCGCUGAAGAGCUUGAGAAUGUUAAUGAUUUUAUUGAUCCAGAGCAUUCUUACCUACCAGCAAGCGAUCGUGGUAACUAUCGAAUGCACAAAACUCCAACCGGUCCGUAUGAUCGCAAUAAACUGCUGGGUUUCUUAACUGAACAAGGACAAAGUGAGAAAGAUUGGGAGGAACAAAAACCUUUUUUACCCGGUGAAAAGAAAGGAAAAGUUUGGCAAGCUCCCGAAGUUGCAAAGCCAGCUCAUGAUGAAGAGGAUGAAUUAACUCAUACGGAAUGGGAUGAUCUAUUAACGAAUGCAACUGAAACAGAAAUUGUUGAACUAGCUGCUAUUCUUGGGUUUACUGGUUUAAUUAAUCAAGUGCAAUAUCAUGCAGCCGUAACGGAUAAACCUACAUCUACAAAUGCCGGUGGUUGGAACGCUGCUGCUAAAAUGGAACCAUUAAAAUUAAUUCCGCCAGAACCAGAUAAUAUGACAAACGUGGAAGAAUGUAUAGCAAAAGCAAAAGCGAAUGACAAGGAAUUAACUAAAAUUAAUAUAAAUAAUAUUCAAGGAAUAAAGCCUGAUGUACUUAACGACUUACUUAACGCAAUAAAAGACAACACACAUGUAGAAGUUCUUGCAAUGGCUAAUGUUGGUAUGACUGAUGGUGUUGGUCGAUCUCUUGCUGAACUUAUCGAAGCAAAUUCAACAUUGAAAACAGUCAAUGCUCAGUCGAACCGUUUGACAGGUGCAGUUGUUGCUGAAAUCGUACGGAGCACAUUGAAAAAUCAAACAUUGGUUGAAUUACGAUUAUCAAAUCAACGCUCACAAAUCCUUGGCAAUCGUGUUGAAAUGGAAGUGGCUGAUGCUAUUGUUCAAAAUAAUACGCUUCUUCGUUUAAAUUUACAGUUCGAUACUCUGGGACCACGAGUUCGUGUUACGGAAAAACUCAAACAAAAUCUUGACGCUUUACGUAAAAAACGUUUGGCGAGUAAACAAGAAGAAACGAAAUAA
This is a messenger RNA of Rotaria socialis, 1065 nucleotides long. The record is from the annotation of a GenBank genome assembly. Lineage: Eukaryota; Metazoa; Rotifera; Eurotatoria; Philodinida; Philodinidae.